AUGCAGCCAAAUUCUGAUGAAACAAAAACUGAUAUGGACUUUAUAAACUCGCAUUUAAUUUGUAAAUCUUCUUCAAGUGAAUUUUCAAUUCACGAAAGUCAAAUUCUGAAGAGUUGUGUACAUGAAAGUAAUGAUGGCGCAUUUCUAGAAGUACAUUAUGUUGUGGAGAGAAAUAAGAAAUUGACCAGAAGACGCCAUCAAUGCCCUGGAACUUUGGAAAAUUGUUUGGAGACUAAUAAGAAAAUUCAAAAUACUUUAGCAGACAAAAGACCAAAACGUUUGUUGGUAUUCAUAAAUCCAAGAAGCGGAAGUAGGAAGGCCGAAAAAAUUUAUGCUAAACGAGUCCUGCCGGCGUUUGAACUUUGUGAAAUUCAAACAAAUGUAAUUGUUACUAACAGGGCAAACGAAGUAAAAGACAUGUUGAUGAAUAUCGAUUUGAAGGAAUUUGAUGGAGUGGUUGCUGUGGGCGGAGACGGGAUUUACAAUGAAGUGGUAUCUGGACUGACAGUAAGAGAGCUACGAGAUCAUGACCAGGACCCGGAUAAUCCAGAAUCUAAGCUAUCACAGCUGAAGCUUCCAAUAGGAAUUAUUCCAGCAGGGUCUGGAAACUAUACAGCAUGGUAUCUAAAUGGUACCAAAUGUCCAGUGACGGCAGCAUUAAGGAUCGUGAUGGGACGUUGUGUUUCGACCAAUAUUGCCAGUCUACAUCAAGGAAACAAAUGCAGUGGAUAUUCGGGUCUCAUUCUCGGGUUUGGGUUGUUUGGAGAUGUGAUGAGAGACUGUGAGAAGUACCGAUGGAUGGGGACCAGUAGAUUUAAAGUUAUACCUGUGGGCUCGGUGCUGAACAGAAGACCUGUCAACGUUUCGAUAUCUUAUAUUCCAACCGAAAAUAAAAGGAUACAAUGUCAGGAGGAUAUCACGAUCCAGAAACCAGAUUUUCUUCGUCUAACAUCUGUUCCAGUGACUAACACAAAGAGUGCCCGAGAUGGCUAUAAGAAGAGAACAGUUUCUUUCUCAGACUUUCUUGACACACCAUCAGAAUGGAAGACUGCAGAAGACAGAGUGGUGUACGCAGUAGAUACUUAUCCAAUCACAAUGAAGCCUGAUGGAACAAGAAUGGCCCCAAAUUUUGGAGGCGACUCCUUAGAGCUACUAAUAACAGGAAAAUGUAAACUUGCUGACCAUUUUAGGCAACUGAAAGCAGUAGACGAUGGAAUGUCAUCAUGUUACGACUUCGAAUUCGUGAAAAAGAUUCAAGUUCAGCGAUAUCGUGUUCGAGUGUUGAGAAACAAAACGGAGGAUUUCUACUUAAAUUGUGACGGGGAAGUUAUCCGUCUUGAACAUCCAGAGUUCGAUGUCAGAUUGCAUAAAAACGCUGUGCAGCUUUAUGGAAAAGCCAAAUAGAUGACACUGAAUCAAAAGCAUCCGUUGACUAUAUAUUUAUUUUUGAAUUUUUUAAAAAAGAUAUACCUCAGUUUUAUCAACGUCUUCAAAAAUAGUGAUACAUUCUUUUUUUGGUAUUCCUUUUUGAAGAAAACAUAAUCCUGAUGAUAUUUAUUCAUUAAAACCUCUAUUAGAAAUAUAUACCUCUAUUAUCAACAUGAAUUUAAUGUAUACAAUGUGAAUGAUGCAUUUUUCGUGAAUUCUGAUGAACAAAAUAUUUUACCUCUAUGAGAAUCAUAUACCUCUGUUAUAAUCAACGUAUCUUUUCAUUAAAAAAAACCCAUAUACCUCUAAUUUUAUAAACGUAUUUAUGUAAAUUGUAUUAAUUUUUUUAGGAAAUUAUACAUGUUUUAAUUUAUUUGACAAUAUACCCCUAUGAUAUUUUACUACUUGUCGGUAUACAUAUUUGUGAAAUGUAUAUUAUAUAUGUUAUUAUCAGUGUAUUAACAGUUUUUUUUAUAUCUUUUUUGAAUUUAUAAAAAAAAGUUAUACAU
This is a messenger RNA of Magallana angulata, 1937 nucleotides long. RefSeq names its product ceramide kinase-like. The coding region runs from base 1 to 1404 and encodes 467 amino acids. The transcript is spliced from 10 exons. Gene Ontology annotation, molecular function: kinase activity. Lineage: Eukaryota; Metazoa; Mollusca; Bivalvia; Ostreida; Ostreidae. The record is from RefSeq and is a predicted model, not a curated record.